UGAACUCUCUCCCUUUGUUGGAAAAACAUAUCUCAAGGCAGGCUGCUACCUCCUCUCACAAACCGCUGACAAAAUGCCUGCAGACUACAAUGGACGCUGGGAGAUGGUGAAGAAUGAGAACUUCGAGGAUGUCAUGAAGGCUCUUGACAUCGACUUUGCCACCAGGAAGAUUGCCGUCCACCUGCACCAGACAAAAGUAAUUGUGCAGAAUGGAGACAAGUUUGAAACCAAGACCCUGAGUACCUUCAGAAACUAUGAGGUCAACUAUACCGUGGGGGAGGAGUUUGAGGAGCACACAAAGGGACUGGACAACCGGAAAGUAAAGAGCCUGGUUGUCUGGGAUGGGGACAAGCUGGUCUGUGUACAGAAGGGGGAGAAAGAAAAUCGCGGCUGGAAGCAUUGGAUCGAGGGAGACCUGCUGCACCUGGAAAUCACAGUCCUCGACAAAGUCUGCCACCAAGUGUUCAAGAAGAAGGAAUAAAAGGAGGAAGAUUGAUUAUGUGUGUAAAACUCUGACUGCUGUGUGUGCCAUGUGUUUAAUGUGAACUUUAUUAAAACAUUUUAAUACAA
Molecule: messenger RNA, 570 nt
Organism: Poecilia reticulata (guppy)
Lineage: Eukaryota; Metazoa; Chordata; Actinopteri; Cyprinodontiformes; Poeciliidae
Gene: rbp2a
Product: retinol binding protein 2a, cellular
Molecular function (GO): lipid binding
Source: RefSeq, a predicted model, not a curated record